This is a messenger RNA of Chara braunii, 3785 nucleotides long. NCBI's taxonomy places the organism in Eukaryota, Viridiplantae, Streptophyta, Charophyceae, Charales, Characeae. The record is from the annotation of a GenBank genome assembly.
UCAGGUCUGAGGCCGGAAAAGGGUCAGAAUCAUGUUUAGGUCGUUCCUGAACCCUUUCAUGAUGUGUUAUCUUUUUCAUAGCUGUCGUGCAUCAGUUCCAAGAAUGGACCAGGUUUGUUGUGAGCGAGUAUCUUCAUAGAUAAAUACACGUUCAUGAUGCACAAGAGGACCGACCUGUGAAUGGUAACUUGGGCAAACAUUCCUCCUGCAUGGACUUCAACUCAUUUUCCAUAGGAAGGCUUAAAUUAUUGAAGACGAGGACAGGGGUGUAUAGUUUGCAGUGGUUGGUGGAUCCUUGGGGUGGGCCAGGAGUUUUUCUGUUUUCUUGAAGUGGGUGGAAUGGAAACUCACUGUUUUCUUCAAGGAUGAGGGGGUGACCGCUCACUCGUCACCUCCUUGUCAGGUGGUCAAUAAUUAACAACAGGAUUCACUACCGGAUUAACUAGUGGAUUUACUUUGGGAUUUGCUAGGGGAGUGCAAAGAACAGGGCUUCAAGGGUGUGUACCACCUGGAGUAGGUGGAAGGCACAUUGGUGUGAAGUCAAAGCUCUGUAAAAGCUCUUAUUUUGAGAGAGUGGAGUAUAAGGGGGUGACAGUGACUUUUCUGAAGUGUGAUAGUUGCACAAGAGGGCCAUCCUUGUGCAAGUUUUUGUGGCCAUGGCUGGACAAGCCUCGUCUGCGUCUUCUGUUGAAGGAAAUGGAGAUGGACACCAGUAUGGAUGUACGCCACAUGCCAUGGCGGAAGGUCGAGGAGGAGGAGGGGGAGGAGGGGAAGGAAGGAAAGGGGAUGGAGCUGGACCAGCGGGUUCUGGAAGUGUCGCCACAGUACCUUCUAAUAUUGGACAAGGACCAGCAGCAGAUGAACGCUGGUCGUCUACUGUGGCCAAUCUGAAUGAUCUGGGUACAGUCUUGAAUGCGUUUCAAAAACUUGUAUCGAAAAAGGCGGUGUUUCUGGAUGAAGAUCCUUAUGGCAAGGCAAACUCGAAUUCGCUCCAAACGCGCAUGCUUAAGGCACAGGAGAGGCGGAUAAAGGCGCUAGAGAAAGAAGUGGAUGCAGCAGUGGCGGCAUCAGCACUUGCCAGAGCAGCGAAAAAGCAGGCAGAAGACGAGAAGAGGGCUGCCGAAGAAAGAGCUCAGCAGUUCCUCCAGGAGCUGGAGGGAACCACAAAUAUCUUCAAGCUUCAUGUAGAGGAGCUGAGGGCCAAACAGGAGGAGAUUGAGAAGAAGCAGGGUGAGAUCGAGGUUUUGAAGGCUAUUAUCAGCGCUGUGACUCCGUCUUCCACAAAGAAGCAGGACAGCUCACACUCUACUGUGGAACUUUUCUGCAAUUGGGGAAAGAGGUCAAAUGUGGCAGUGCAGCUGGGGAUCGAUCAGCAUGCCAUUGGCAGCCGGAUAGUGCCUGUAUUGGCCGUAAGUGCAGUUUUGACCGUCUGGACUAGUGCUAUUCAUAAUCUGCCUUACCAGGAAACCAUGUGUUUGCAGGAGGGGCUGUUAGAGAGCAGUGGCAUGAUGACUUACAUUGGGCCCAUCCCUGUUGGAUUGGCCAAAGGGAAGCUCGACCGGAUGGUGAUGUCAAGAGUGAUGCAGAGGGGGUGCAGGAACCGAGUCUUGAUCGCUGUUGUUAAAAACUUAGACUGCUGUUUUUUGCCAAUGGGUUGUGGACGACGCAUUUGUUACCGGGAAACCAUGUGUAUGCAGGAGGGGGCAUUAGAGAGCAGUGGCAUGAUGACUCAGGCUGGGCCCAUCCAUGUCGGAUUGGCGAAAGGGAAGCUUGAUGGUGUUGUUAAGAGUGAGGCAGAGGGACUGCAGCAAUGGAGCGUUGAUCGCUAAUGUUAAAAAGCGAGACUGCUUUUUUGCCAGUGGGUUGUGGGCAACGCAUUUGUUGAGGAGGGUUGGUGAACCCUGGUGUUGUGGGCCAUGAAAUAGCAGCAAAUUCUCACCUGUAUGGGCUGUUGGAUGGUGGGGGUCUGUCCUUUUAUCAGUGAAUGGCCAGCAGAGGCACAUCCUUGUUGAUUUUGUAAGCGGUUGCAUGGUAGUCAUCACUCCUCCUUGUGUAUGGGCAGCAGAUGCACAUCCCCUUUAUUUACAGGAUUCUAGCCAUGUUAAUCGAAGGUGGGAUAUCUGUGGUGCUUCAUUGGAUUCGGUAUGGAGCAAAAAAGAGGGGGGGGAGCAUUCUGAUGAGGGAUGGAGGGUGUCUGUCCUUCGGGACAUCCGUUAAAAUUGGAACAAUACAGAGAAGACUAGCAUGGCCCUGCACAAGGAUGACACACAUAAAUCGAGAAAUGGUCCAACUUAGGGGGGGGGGAAGGAUGGAGGGUGUCUGAUGUCAGAAGCCAGCACAUGUACAGAGCCUUUCAGCAUAGAUAAGUCUCAUCGGAGCUUAUCACCGACAUUCUGGUGGAGGAAAAUAGUUCCCGUCUUCACUUGUGACUGGCAGCGUUCUUGCAAAGGGCUGCAGGAACAGAUGGAGCGGAGGUGGAGAAGGCGACUUAGCUCUGUAUGUGAGCACCUUGCUGCUGUUUCCGAAAGAUCGUUGAAUGGUGCCAUUGCCAUUAUUAAUGUUCGUGAGGUAACAGAUUGUGACAUGGAUCCCAAGUACGUGUACACUCCUGAGGUCAUCUAUUUGAAAAAGAACGACAUUAGACAUGUUCUUUCACUGAGAGAAGCCAAGCAAGCCGAAUCCAAUCCAUACUGAAAGUCCGUAGACCGGAAUGAUUCAGUGCGAUUGUUUUUGCACGUAAUUCUACUCAUGGUUGCUAUCUAUAAGGUUGUUUCAGCAAUGCUGCUCAGAUAAGCAGUUUGAAAUCACCACGCACGUAAAGAGGGUAGCUGGGUAUAUCUGGGCAUAGUUCAGGAUAGUUGUGAAUAUCUGGACAUAGAUGAAGAUAGGGAGACUACGCGAGACAUUGGGAGAGGAUUGAGCUGAACCAGAAGCAUCAGUGCUAGGAGUAGAAUUAGGAGACGCUCUUCGGGGGGAAAGAGGGGGGUGAGGGGCCCGAUAUCACUUCCAUUGUUGUCCCGCCCUGCGGACCGGAGUGCCACGACAGGGUGCAUGGCUGCCUCCCAGUGGCACUCCCCCCCACUAGGAUGAGCAACGAGUCCAGGCCCUCUUGGACCCCGUUGCAGUCGCGCCUGGCCCCUACCAGGCCCGAUACCUCCCUGCCCCUUUUUGCCCUAUACCUCCCUCUGUCCUCUUUGUUCCUUGGGCUGUAUUAUUUUCAGCUUGCCGGUAUCACUUCCAGUGGUGUCCCGCUCUGCAGAGUGGAGUGCCACGACAGGGUGCAUGGCUGCCAGGCCCUCUUGGACCCGGUUGCAGUCACUCCUGACCCCUGCCAGGCCAAUACCCCCCUGCCCCUUUUUGCUCUAUACCUCCCUCUGUCCUCUUUGUCCUUUUCAGUUUGCCGGUGAUGAGCAACCGGAAUGGGUCCCCCACAAUAGAAGAGGUACGUUUUGUUAAAAAAAAAAAAAAAAAAAAAAAUAGAUUUUAUUUUAUUUUUCCGGCGGCAAACUCAGAAAACAGCUGAGUUCUUUUUUUUUCUUUUUUUCUUUAAAAAAAAAAAAAAACAAGCUCCUUCUAUUCUGGGGAGCAUCAGUCCGCUUCCUAUCCACCGGCAAGUCAAGAAAAUAUAUAGAACGCUUGAACACACUUCCUCACAUUGUGGCUCGGGGAACCCUGACAACAUAUCUCUUCCUUCAGAGGAGGAUUGACUGUCAGUCAAGCCCAUUCUUUUAUCCAAAACCUUUUCUGCUAGCGGUCGACGCCCCAAAUAAAACAUGCCUAAAACA